This is a messenger RNA of Molossus molossus (Pallas's mastiff bat), 976 nucleotides long. RefSeq names its product kallikrein-9-like. Lineage: Eukaryota; Metazoa; Chordata; Mammalia; Chiroptera; Molossidae. The record is from RefSeq and is a predicted model, not a curated record. The coding region runs from base 1 to 840 and encodes 279 amino acids. The transcript has 5 exons. Gene Ontology annotation, biological process: proteolysis. Gene Ontology annotation, molecular function: serine-type endopeptidase activity.
AUGGCAUGGCUUACCAUAAAGAAGCAGGGAUACCAGAGCCAGACUCCAGGACCCAGGCACCCAGAGGUCAUGAAGCUGAGUUUCUUCUGCGCUCUGCUUUCUCUCUGGGCAGCAGGGAGCAGCUGGGCAGACACCAGAGCCAUCGGGGCUCAGGAAUGCCACCCCAACUCCCAGCCCUGGCAGGCCGGCCUCUUCUACCACACGCGCAACCCCUACAACUUGUUAUGCGGGGCGGUCUUAAUCGGUGACCGCUGGCUGCUCACAGCUGCCCACUGCCAUAAGCCGUAUCUGUGGGUCCGUCUUGGAGAGCACCACCUCUUGAAAAGGGAGGGUCCAGAGCAGCUGUUUCGGGUUACAGACUUCUUUCCCCACCCUGGGUUCAAGAAGAACUUCAGUGCCCAAGACCACAAUAAUGACAUCAUGCUGAUCCGUCUGCCCAGGAAGGCACGCCUGGGACCUGCUGUGCAGCCCCUCAACUUCAGCCACACCUGUGUCUCCCCAGGCACCCAGUGCCUCAUCUCAGGCUGGGGGUCCGUGUCCAGCCACAAGGUGCAGUUUCCACUCACGCUGCAGUGUGCCAACAUCAGCAUCCUGGAGCCUAGACUCUGCCAUGAGGCGUAUCUAUUCCAAUUCUCCAAGCACAUGCUCUGUGCCGGCCUAUGGGAAGGGGGUCGGGGUGCCUGUCAGGGUGACUCUGGGGGCCCGCUGGUUUGCCAUGGGACUCUGGCUGGUGUGGUGUUGGGGGGUUCGGAGCCCUGCUCCGGACCACGGCACCCUGCCGUCUAUAGCAGCGUCUGCCACUAUGUGCACUGGAUCAGAAAGACGAUGAAGGAAAACUGAGGCCCGGUGCCUUGGACGAGCACAUGAGGAGGGUGGGCGCAGGGUACGGUGCUCCAGCCUCAGUGGUCUCCAUCCUUGGCCUCAGCUGUCCUGGAGAAGCCUUCUGGAUAUUUAGGCUCCACCCCCUGGGGAUGGA